Messenger RNA from Bombina bombina (fire-bellied toad), 1249 nucleotides. RefSeq names its product JNK1/MAPK8 associated membrane protein (gene JKAMP). Gene Ontology annotation, cellular component: membrane. Bases 77 to 1069 code for a protein of 330 amino acids. Lineage: Eukaryota; Metazoa; Chordata; Amphibia; Anura; Bombinatoridae. The record is from RefSeq and is a predicted model, not a curated record. Gene Ontology annotation, biological process: response to unfolded protein. Gene Ontology annotation, molecular function: ubiquitin protein ligase binding. The transcript is spliced from 7 exons.
AGGCUGAUCAUAUUGUUUUGCCCUAAACAAACAUGGUGGAUCAUGCUUUCUAUGGCUAAAACGCCGCUUAACGUGUAUGUAUCACAUGAUCUGCAUACGGAAAUACUUGCUAUGUCUGAGACAGUGUGACAGGGGCAUGAUGGUGGACAAACAAAAAUCAUGUUUUGGACUUUACUGUGGAAAAUCCAUUCUUGCAUUUAAUGGGACUGAAAUCUAUGGAGAUUGUGGGGUGUGCCCAAGAGGUCAGAGGUCAGAUGAAGCUAAAAUCUGUCGCCAGUGCAUGGAGUAUCCUGAGCUUUAUGACUGGCUAUAUCUGGGAUUUAUGGCCAUGCUGCCGCUGAUCUUACAUUGGUUCUUCAUUGAAUGGUAUUCUGGAAAAAAGAGUUCCAGCGCACUUUUCCAACAUGUAACGGCUUUGGUAGAAUGCACUGUAGCUGUGCUCAUCACGUUACUUGUGAGCGAACCUGUCGGAUAUCUGCACAUCCAUUCCUGCAGAGUAAAGAUGCUGUCUGACUGGUAUACGAUGCUUUAUAAUCCGAGCCCAGACUAUGUCACUACUCUGCACUGUACACAGGAAGCAGUGUAUCCGCUGUACACUAUUGUCUUUAUAUACUACGCCUUUGCCUUGGUACUAAUGAUGAUCCUCAGACCUCUCUUGAUUAAGAAGAUUGCAUGUGGCCUGGGGAAAACAGACCGGUUUAAAAGCAUCUACGCAGCUCUGUAUUUCUUUCCUAUUCUAACUGUGACCCAGGCUGUCGGAGGUGGUCUGCUUUAUUAUGCCUUCCCUUAUAUAAUUCUGGUAUUAUCCCUAAUCACCCUGGCUGUUUAUAUGUCUGCUUCUGAGAUAGAGUCUUUCAAGGAUCUACGUGUAAGGAAAAAACGUCUGGUUGUUCUGUUCAGCCACUGGUUGCUUCAUGCAUAUGGCAUCAUCUCCAUCUCAAGAGCAGAUAAAUUUGAUCAGGACUUGCCUCUUCUGGCUCUAGUACCAGGACCUGCUCUCUUCUACCUACUAACCGCCAAAUUUACAGACCCAUCACGGAUACGGUUGGAAGAAGGCAGCGGUCAUUAGCGGCACAAAAAAACACUAACGGCUACAAAGUGUUAAUGAUCUACAUUUGUACUCUGAGCUGCUCAUAGCCUGCACCAUUCCAGGCAGCAUGAUCUAGGUGUGCUGACCCUGCACAUAGUUUUAUUUAUCCUUUGGUUUGGGGGGGAUAUAACGGACGUUCUUCAACAGACAGUUUUUCUU